Andrographis paniculata is the source of this 2190-nucleotide messenger RNA. RefSeq lists its product as uncharacterized. The transcript is spliced from 5 exons. The coding region runs from base 977 to 2140 and encodes 387 amino acids. NCBI's taxonomy places the organism in Eukaryota, Viridiplantae, Streptophyta, Magnoliopsida, Lamiales, Acanthaceae. The record is from RefSeq and is a predicted model, not a curated record.
GGGGCAACAAGAUCGUCGCCUUUUACUUGAGGAACCCUUACGCCAGGCUUACCUUGCUCUACUCCCAUGGCAAUGCAGCUGAUCUGGGCCAACUCUACGACCUCUUCGUUCAGCUUAAAACCAAUCUCAGAGUCAAUCUCCUUGGUUAUGUUUAUCAUCUUGCGUGAAAGUGAUGGGUUUCUGCAGCCACUCACCUAUGAUCGGCUAAAAGUAUUUUGAUGGGCCCUUUGGAUAGUGACGUCCAGUGAUUUCUCUACUUUGUUUUUGAUCUUUAUUUAUCGGGUGUUCUUGAUUUCUGUUUAUCUGUGUUGUCAUCGACUGUUUCACUUUUAGGUUUCAAUCUUCGAUAGCAUUUCUUCUCAAAUGCUCUUCCAGGGACAAUUCAAUUGUCUCUGUAUUUGCACAAUUUUUAUAGACAUUAGUGUGACAUUGCCUGGUGAUCAGCUUCUUUUAAUGAUGUUUAUUAUCGUGUCGGCUCGCCUUUUAAUCUGUCGUUUUCUGUCUCUAAUUCAAUAAGUAUAGGCUGAUUUAUAUGCCAUCUAUGGGAACUUGUGUGACUUUACUGUAAUUUAGCCUUUCAUCCAUGAAUUUUAUGUGACUUUUAAAGUGUAUGCUUUGUUUUAUUCAUCGUUUGAUUGAUGUCAAUGUCUUUUGGAUUGCACUGUCUUUUCGUGUAUAAUGUAAUAAAUUGGCAUGUGGUGUUGAUGAUUGUUUCACAAUUGAUUCUUCCAUGAAACUUAUGCGAAUCUUGACGAGUAUUUGAGAUUGCUUGAUCAACUUGCAUUAGCAUCCAACUUUUUUUUUGGCUGCAUUAAAGUGAAUAUACCUAUGGAUCUCAUAAAAUGAAGAUUAUCGUGACUUUUCCACGGUUUUAACACGCCUUCUUCCACGUGUGAGUCUUGAAGUAUGUUAUUUAUUCACUUGCCUUUUGCUUAAACCUUUUUCGACUUUAGUCCAAUAAGUAGGAGAGUGAUUGAUGUCACUUUUCCCACAAUGUGUAUGUGAAUCUUUGGGUUGUUACCUUCUUCGUUUUCCUUGUGAUUGUGAUUCCACAUUUAUAUUAAUGUUACUUUCUUGUUUGCCAUCGGCAUCUUUUAUGAAGUUUACAGGAAUCUUGAAGACAUCACACCGACAUAUUUGCUCCUUGGCUUUCGAUUAUCCUGUUUUCUCUAUAAUGUAUUUUCAUAUACAUUAUCUAGUGAACUUUUACAUUGAUACUGUGUUGGUUCUGAUCCCACUUUGCAGGUAUGAUUAUUCUGGUUAUGGAGCUUCCACCGGUAAGCCAACUGAGUACGAUACAUACGCUGACAUUGAGGCUGUAUACGAGUGUCUUCAAACCGAGUAUGGGAUUGGCCAAGAAGAUUUAAUCCUCUAUGGGCAAUCCGUCGGAAGUGGCCCUACAUUGCAUUUAGCUGCUCGGUUGCCGAGGCUGAGAGGUGUGGUUCUUCACAGUGCCAUUCUAUCCGGCCUUCGUGUGCUCUGUCAUGUAAACUUCACUCCCUGUUGUGAUAUUUACCAGAAUGUAAAGAAGAUCCGAAAGGUGAAGUGUCCUGUGCUCGUCAUACAUGGCACAGAUGACGAUGUUGUAGAUUGGCAGCACGGAAACGUGCUAUGGAAAAUGGCGAAGGAUCCCUACGAGCCAUUGUGGAUUAAAGGCGGUGGGCACUGUAACUUGGAGCUGUAUCCUGAUUACAUCCGUCAUCUCUUCAAGUUCGUUCAAGAAAUGGAGAAUAUGACCGCCAAAGAUCUACUCAAGAAGUUCCGCGACAAAGACUCCUCUCUUCAGCAACACACAAAGGCUGGUUGCGGCAUUUGCUGUUGCUGCCCAAAUAUAUGCUGCAAAUGUAAACUCAAAAGACCCAAAUGCCCGCGCUGUCGAUGGCCAAAAUGCCCGAGUUGUUUCAAAUCUUGCUGUGGAUGCGCCAAAUGCUCGGAAUUCUUCAAAUCUUGCUGCGGAUGCACCAAAUGCUCGAGUUGUUUCAGUUCUUGCUGCGGAUGGCAGCGACCAAAGUGCAUUGCGUGGAAGCCGAGCUGCUGUCUCGCUUGCUGCAGGCCCAGUUGCUCGAUCCGCUGUAAAAAAGGCUCGUGCAAGUGCGCGACGUGUUUGUGCUCUUUCGACGCCAAGUGCUCGUGCUGCUGAUAUUUAAUGCUUAGGGUAUACAACAGAGAAAGAUUUAGGUGAAUCUGUGG